Messenger RNA from Dendrobium catenatum, 487 nucleotides. RefSeq lists its product as uncharacterized. The record is from RefSeq and is a predicted model, not a curated record. Bases 131 to 487 code for a protein of 118 amino acids. The transcript has 3 exons. Lineage: Eukaryota; Viridiplantae; Streptophyta; Magnoliopsida; Asparagales; Orchidaceae.
UCCGCCUCGCUGCACGGAUUUCAAAAUUUCCUCACAGGUUCUCUACUUUUCUCCUACUCCAGUCACCCUUUCUGUAGUUCUCUAGGGCAUUUGGUUUCCACGGACGUUCAAAAUUCUGGAUCGUAGAAAGAUGUCGACAAUGGAGCGCCUCUUUGUUGAAAUCUUCGAUCGGAAGAGUCGGAUCGAGCGCCAGCUCCAUCAGCAGUUCGAAUCAUACGGCGAUUCCCUUGCCUGCAACGUCAUUGCCGACGGCAGGCGUCCGCCGCCGUGGCUGUUCGAGUUGGCUCCAGCCGCCACAGUUUGUCUUGAUCCUGGAGAAUGUAGACAGCCUUCAUCUUCGUUUUGGAAUACCAAGAGAAAAACUUGCAGUGCUACUUGGGAAUGCAUACAGGGAACUUUGCCGAGAGUAUGUUUUUUAGUUUUUUUUUCCGAGAUCUCCCAUUCCAAGAGUGAUCCCAUUGGAGCAAAGUUAAUUUUGGAAUUUUGA